AUGGCGCGCCGCCACGGGUGGCAGCUCCCCGCCCACACCCUGCAGGUGGUUGCUAUAACAGUGUUCUUCUUGCUGUGUAUAGCAUUCUAUGCUUUCUUGUCUCCGUUUCUUGGGAAGGACCUGUAUCAGUAUAUUGCAAUCGGUGUUUAUAGUUUUCUGGCUUUAUCGGUAUUGAUUCUAUAUGCUAGAUGUACUGCUAUUGAUCCUGCUGACCCUGGCAUCCUGAUUAGCGUCAAUGGUGCACUAAUCUAUAAAUCAGAAGCAAACGUAGACACUCAAGAAGAAGCUGGCAAAUCAGGAUUGGAAGCCAACGAGGAAAUCAGAAAGCAUAGAUCAUGUUUAGGAACUGGUUGUUUUUGUUGUGCUAUUUUUAAGAAAGAGGAUUGUCGCAAAGAAGAUGAAGCUUACCAACAAGAAAAUUAUGCUGAGGAGGCACUCUUUUGCACCCUUUGCAACACAGAGGUGCGAAAAAAUAGUAAACAUUGUCGGAGCUGUGACAAGUGUGUUGAUGGUUUUGAUCAUCAUUGUCGGUGGCUGAACAAUUGUGUUGGAAGGAGAAAUUAUAUGACUUUUUUGUGCCUUAUGGCUGUGAGUCUUGCUUGGCUUGCGGUUGAGUGUGGAGUUGGUAUAGCUGUGUUUGUACGUUGCUUCACUGAUAAAGCAGCAAUUGAAGAACAAAUAGGAGAAAAGCUGGGCUAUGGUCUUUCACGAGCGCCCUUUGCAGUCAUUGUGGCCCUGAGUACAGCUCUUGCUGUGCUUGCUUCAGUGCCCCUGGGGGAGCUGUUCUUCUUCCAUAUGCUAUUAAUCAAGAAGGGCAUCACAACUUAUGAAUAUGUUGUGGCAAUGAGGGCUCAGAGUGAACCUCCUGGUCUCUCUGUCAAUGAUGAGCAGCAAAGCUUGCCAUCUUCUCCCAUGAGUUCUGCACCAACUGCUUUCAGCGGGAGCUCGUUCGCACGGCACUACAAAGGUGCAUGGUGCACUCCACCGCGCAUCUUUGUUGACCAGGACGAAAUCAUUCCACACUUGGGACCUGGGCGAUUACCUUCAACUGUUGAUCCUGAUAGCACAGACCCGGUCGAAAGAGCCAAACAACACGCCAAGCGCCAAGUUCGCAUUAACCCAUGGAAGCUGGCAAAACUGGAUUCAAACGAGGCCAUGAAAGCCGCAGCAAAAGCCAGAGCCUCUUCAUCUGUGCUGAAACCGAUCAAUAGCCGUUCCCAUUACGACGCCGACCAGUGCUCCAGCGAUAACCUCAGCUGCAGAAGCAGUGUAAUGAGUGCUGAUACUAGCAACCACAUCGACACUCGGUCUGGCAGGAAUGCUCCGUACAAGUCCCCUUAUCCACCCAGCAUAGCAAGUGCAGAUGACAUUGAGCUGUAUCCUCAGACACCCAGCAGCUUCCAGAGCAACUCGCGGACUCCGACGCCCAUUGCAGAGCACCAUCCCUCGAAGCAUUUCAACCCAAUCUAUCAGACAUCAGCCAACAGGUCCCCAUUCUCAGCCAAAGCAAAUGAAGCGGCUAUACCAGAAGCCAACAACGCAAGGAGAUUUAGUGUGCCGAACACAGAUAGAUCUCCUCGGUCAUCGGUUUACUGGGAUCAGGAAGCUGGCCGGUUCAUGUCUGCGCAGGCAAACCAGGGACCGAGCUCUCGGGUAACCCGGCCCGACCUUCUGUACACCGGUCAGUCUAUAUUCUUUGGUGGACCUCUGAUGACAGAUUCUGCGACGAGAAGUUUCAGAGACCCUGGCGGCUCGAGCCAGCGCUCCGGUGUGUCUCGGCCUCACCAGCUCCCCGUGUUCAUUCCCGCUGAUCCCCAGAAAGAUCACCUCCCCAAGUUGCCAUGA
Molecule: messenger RNA, 1845 nt
Organism: Triticum turgidum subsp. durum (durum wheat)
Lineage: Eukaryota; Viridiplantae; Streptophyta; Magnoliopsida; Poales; Poaceae
Source: the annotation of a GenBank genome assembly